Molecule: messenger RNA, 786 nt
Organism: Trichoderma virens Gv29-8
Lineage: Eukaryota; Fungi; Ascomycota; Sordariomycetes; Hypocreales; Hypocreaceae
Exons: 1
Coding region: 1-786 (261 amino acids)
Biological process (GO): proteolysis
Molecular function (GO): glutamic-type endopeptidase activity
Source: RefSeq, a predicted model, not a curated record
AUGAAGUUUUCUGCCAUUACUCUCAGCUACGCACUGCUCGCUGGCGUCUAUGCGGCCCCAAGCACCUUGAGCGAGCGUGUUGCUCGCAGAGCAGGACGCUCUUCCAGACCCAUUCAGCGCAUUGACUCUCAGGAGAAAGGAAAUGACACCCACGUCUCUUACUCCUCGAACUGGUCGGGAGCCGUAAUCACCUCCCCACCAGCUGGUGAGACUUUCAACAGCGUCUCGGCCAGCUUCAUUGUUCCCACUCCAAAGGUUCCUUCGGGUAGUUCUUCCCGCGGCACCUAUAGCGCUUCUGCCUGGGUUGGCAUUGACGGCGAUACGUACCAGAAUGCUAUCCUGCAGACAGGCGUUGAUUUCACCAUUACCAACGGCAAAGUGAGCUACGAUGCCUGGUAUGAGUGGUUCCCUGACUACGCAUACGACUUUUCCCUCGCCAUCUCCCCGGGCGAUGUCAUCAAGACUACCGUCACUUCAACCUCCACCAAAGCUGGCGUAGCCAUUAUUGAGAACGUCACUACUGGAAAGAGCGUUUCCAAGUCUCUUACUUCUACCUAUGCUCUUGGAGGACAGAACGCCGAAUGGAUCGUCGAGGAUUUCGAGGAAGGCUCCUCUUUAGUUGCCCUCGCAAACUGGGGAAGCGUUGUCUUUACCGGUGCUACAGCUUCGACCGGAAGUUCCUCGUUGGAUGCUUCAACUGCUUCUGUUAUCGACAUUCGACAAAACAACAAGGUUCUCACCAGCGUUACCAUUGACGGCUCUACCGUUACCGACUCCUACGUUUAA